UGUGCUGAACAGGAAAUUCGUUUGAAGCAACAACAGACUACAUCAAUAUAAUCCCUUAGGAUACGACAAGGUACGCAUGUUGUACUACACUGGUCCCAUGGCCACUGAGGAGAUUGCAAGCAAUGGAGUCAGAGCAGGAGGCUUUUCCCGACAGAACUCGGGCACUGCUGGGUCACUGGAGAUAGACACUUUCCUCAUGUCCCGGUCCCUGAAGUUUGUGCACAAGCUGGAGGACCAGUACGUGUGCCCCAGCUGUGGCCGGGUAGUCCUGAACCCCCAUCAGACAGGCUGCGGACACAUCUUCUGCUACCAGUGUAUCAGAGCCUUUCUGGAAAACAGCUCAGUUUCAAAGUGCCCCAUAGACAAUGCUUUGAUAAAGUCUAAUGAGGUUUUUCAGGAUAACUGCUGUAAAAGGGAAAUACUGAAUUUAGAAAUAUACUGCACCAACUCUCCAAAUUGUUCCUAUACAGUGCCUUUAUGCCGUUUGCAGGAGCAUCUGAAGACUUGUUUGUAUGAGUCUUUGCAGUGCUCCAACCCUGGCUGCACCGAGGUCAUGUACCGCAAGGACCUGAAGGAGCAUACUGAGAGCAUCUGUGUCUACCGCAUGGAGCCGUGCCCUCACUGCAAAAGACAUUACAUGCUUAUCCAGAUCAAGGAUCACGAAAACACCAUCUGCCCUGAGGUUAUAGUCCCAUGCCCCAACAAAUGCACCCAGAUGAUAAAAAGACAUAAGCUGAAAGGCCAUUUCAAUGAGUGUCCUGAGGUGGAGACGGACUGUGUUUACAAGAAAUACGGCUGCUCUGUCAGGGAGAAGCGGGUGAAGGUUCAGGUCCAUGAGGAUGCUGCCUUGAAUGACCAUCUCUUACUUGUUUUGGAGAACAAUACCAAGUUGGAGAAACAGAUUGAUGGCCUCCAGCAGAGCCUGCUACUGAAGCACCAGGAGCUCCAGGAGAGGACCAGCAGCCUGGAGAGGGAGGUCCAGCCCUUGGUACAGCAGGUGACCAAGAGUGACCACAUGCUUUCUGCUGUGCAGAGGUCCCUGGAGGAGCAGAAGGACCGCGUCUCUACUGUCCAACUCCAGCUGCAGCAGCUGACGCGGGCAUUAGGCCAGGACUCUGCCCGCACAGAGCUGGUCCAGCUCAAGAGCUCACUGGAGACACUGAGGCAGCAGGUGUCUGUCAUCGAGGGCCUGAAGGAGCGACUUGGUGUGCUGGAAGACAAUUACAUGCGUCAUACUCGGCUACUCAACAUCCACGUGGACCAACUCCAGCGUAACGACGAGCGCUUCCAGGAACUGGAGUCCACCUCAUACAACGGCAAGCUCAUCUGGAAGAUCCGGGAGUACCAGAAGAAGAAGAAGGAGGUGACCCCAUUUUUGAUCAGCGUGCCCUUCUAUACCGGCCGCAGUGGCUACAAGCUAUGUGCCCGGGCCUACCUGAAUGGGGAUGGGCAAGGGCGAGGCACCCAUCUCUCCAUUUACGUGGUCUUAAUGAGGGGUGACUUCGACUCUCUUCUGCGGUGGCCCUUCCAGCAGUCAGUGACCCUCACCGUGCUGGACCAGAGUGGUGCCCGCAACGACAGCACAGGCUCCUUCAAGCCCGACCUCACCAGCGACAGCUUCCACAGACCCACAUCUGAGAUGAAUAAAGCCACAGGUUUCCCCUGCUUCAUCUCCCAUGCUGACCUGGAGACCCCUAAGAAUGCUGCCUUUGUGAAGGAUGACACGCUUUUCAUCAAAAUCAAAGUGGACACAACUGGCAUAGAAGACUUGUAGUCUUUCACACUAAACCAGGAAGUCUGAAAGUCAAGCAUGGGCAUAAAUUAUUUGUAGUACAUAUACUUUAUUUUCAGAUGUACACAAAUGCUAUGUUUUGUUUGGAUAUAAGGAGAUGACAUAAGCAAGUAAUAUUAUUGCGAUACAUUUUAAUGCAUUCCACACACAAUUUCAGAUGAUAUAUGACAUCUCAUAGAUGAUAACGUACACAGAAAAAUAAAUUUUUCUUUAGUACCAACUAGCAUGGUCAGUUACAUUUGUAUAAAUGCUUUUUGAAAAUUGGUCCGUGUUUUGUAAAUGCUUUAGCAUUUUGUGACCUGCCUAGCCACUAUAUAGUUCAUUCCAGCGCUUACCUGGUCAAAACUAAAAACCCUCCUUUUCUGUUUCUUAAAAAUGUAGGUACAUUUUACUUCACAAGUUAACAGUUGCUUGCAUGGUAUAGGACUGAAGGGAUACUAUUUUUGUCCUCUUGUAUGUGGAAUUCUCAGUUUAUAUGAUCAUUGAAACAUUUAAAAAUAGCAACUGAAACUAUUCUGUGGGAGGCAACUAACCAGAGUUAUUUCCAAUCAACAGGAUGUU
Messenger RNA from Megalops cyprinoides (Indo-Pacific tarpon), 2353 nucleotides. RefSeq names its product Tnf receptor-associated factor 5 (gene traf5). Gene Ontology annotation, cellular component: plasma membrane signaling receptor complex. Gene Ontology annotation, molecular function: zinc ion binding; thioesterase binding. Gene Ontology annotation, biological process: regulation of canonical NF-kappaB signal transduction; tumor necrosis factor-mediated signaling pathway; protein K63-linked ubiquitination. Bases 77 to 1774 code for a protein of 565 amino acids. The transcript has 11 exons. The record is from RefSeq and is a predicted model, not a curated record. NCBI's taxonomy places the organism in Eukaryota, Metazoa, Chordata, Actinopteri, Elopiformes, Megalopidae.